Penicillium subrubescens is the source of this 2725-nucleotide messenger RNA. RefSeq names its product transcription factor domain-containing protein. Bases 103 to 2538 code for a protein of 811 amino acids. NCBI's taxonomy places the organism in Eukaryota, Fungi, Ascomycota, Eurotiomycetes, Eurotiales, Aspergillaceae. The record is from RefSeq and is a predicted model, not a curated record. Gene Ontology annotation, molecular function: zinc ion binding; DNA binding. Gene Ontology annotation, biological process: DNA-templated transcription. The transcript has 2 exons.
CCAAUCCUCUUUUCGCCGAUCUGCAAAUGUCAACCACCGAGUCCGGCCCUUGAGACACAAUACUCGCCAACCCUAAUGUGGACGACAUCUACAUGAGUGGCCAUGCCUCGAUCCCCGGACAGCAACGCGCUGGCCCUUAAGCGCAAGCUACAGCAGGCCGACUCGCACUCCGAGCCCACGUCCAAACGCCACCACCUUCAGGGCUACGAUCCAAAGGCACCAUGGCUACACGAGACGAAGCCCAUCAAUGGAUGGCGUACGCUGGGCAACCCAGCGGUCUACAACUCGCUACCGCUGGCGAACAUGGUCUCCGCCGUUCAGGACUUGAUCGACCCGGAUUUUGAUCCGCUGACGGCGAUAUUGGAAGACGAGCCGCGUUUCUUGAAACCGCUGCCGGAUCGUAUUGCGCCUGAGGAUUUGGAGUUCUUGCGCUUUCGGGGGGCGCUGUCGAUUCCUGAGACUGGGUUGCGGAAUGAGUUGUUAAGGUCUUAUAUUCAAUGGGUGCAUAGUUUUAUGCCGGUACUGAAUUUGCAGGAGUUUUUGAGAUGUGUUGCGGAGAAUGACCCCGAGGGGAAUGUUAGUGUGCUGCUUUUUCAAGCGGUUAUGUUUGUGGGCACGGCUUUUAUCGAUAUCAAACACUUGCAGGAUGCGGGAUACUCGACUAGGAAGAGUGCGCGCAGUGCCUUUUACACCCGGUUACGGUUACUCUACUCGCUUGACUGUGAAGAAGAUCGCAUCGUCAUUCUGCAAACACUCCUCUUGAUGACCUACUGGUCCGACCCCGAGAACAGCCUGCACCAAGAUAUCUGGGACUGGAUUGGUGUCUGUAACACCCAAGCGCAUUCGAUCGGACUGAAUAAGGACCCUUCGGCCAGCGACAUGGACCCGAAGAUUCGUCGACUGCGUAUGCGCAUCUGGUGGUGUAUAUACUCACGCGACCGACUGAUCGCUAUGGGUAUGCGGCGCCCAUUGCAGGUCAAUGAGGGCACCAGCAACAUCCCAAUGCUCAAAAUGGAGGAUUUCGAUUUUGAGCCUUACUCGCCAUCCGUGGUGGCUCUGUUCCAUUGUCGACAACUUGAAGAUGUAUCACAUCAGAAACGUCUGGCGACCAUGUUCAUUGAGAAAGUGAAGCUCUGCCAGUGUAUUGGCAGGGUGCUCUUUGCGCAGUAUGCACCAUCGCAGCGUCAAUUCGGAGCUACAGACCGCACUACCGUCACUUUGAUUCCACGACAGGCUUCGGAAUCAGAGUUCACGCGGUGCAGCCAGAAGCUUGACUCUUGGUUGAGCGCACUGCCAAAGGACGCCCAGUUCAUACCGGCAUCGCGAAACAACUUCCGCGAUGGCGAAGACGUGUUACUUCUACAUGGAGCGAUGUUGCGCAUGCUCUACCACGCCACCACCAGUGCUCUACAUCGACCAUGGGCUACGUACUCAAAAGACCAGUCCAAGUCUCGUCUUGAAUGGCGAAACAUAGCCCGAACCAAGAUGCAAGAUGCCGCCACGGGAAUCACCCAUAUCAUUCAGGGCCUCAAUCAGCUCAACCUAACCCGUUUCCUACCGCAAUCAGGCGUGACAGUCAUACUCCCAGCUGCAGUAGCCCAUCUAUCAAACUCCACAUCCGACAACCCAGCCGUCCGCGAAAGCAGCAUCUCCAAUUUCCACCGCUGCGUACAGGUCCUCCACUGCCUGAAGGAUAUCUACCCAGCCGCCGGUGUCGAGUUUGCGAAUCUCGAAGCCGCAAUUAAGAUGCAGACAGGUAACCACAACUCCAAUACCUUUUUCCAAAUCAUGCAAUACAACUUCGACACUACGGCCCCAUCGUUCGCCGACGCUAGGAAACCGAGUAGUGCGGACUCUAUCGCCACCACCCACUCCCUCCGCCAUUUGGAAGAUAAAAGCAUCCGCGAUGCUGAAAGCCCGACCUCCCGUGCACGAGCUGCAUCUAUCAAUAUCAACGCCAAUGCCAACUCCAACUCCAACGGCCGAACUCACAGCCAACAACACAACCUAAACACCACCUCCCCACCACAAAACACAACCUCCCAGAACCAAAACACAUGCCGCCCCUUCCCCAACGACUUCGACGACCACUUCGCCAUCUCCAACACCCCCAUCUCCCCCUCCACCGAAAACCCAUUCACCUAUCUCUCCUUCGACUUCGACUCCUUCCCCGACCUCUCCCCCGCACCCACAACCACAAACACUCACGCCAACACAACAAAAGACAUCAACCUCUCCCCAACAACAGACCUGGACAGCAUCGACUGGACCCAAGCUCUAUUCCGAAACCCAGACCUGGACAAACACACCGACAUUUUCAGCAGCGAUAGCCCGCGCCGGACGCAGAGCCUAGCGCAGCAGGUUCGUGAGCCGGAGCAGGAUCAGGAUCUUUUCGCGUUUACGUUGAAAGAUGAUGAUGAGAUUGGUGGUGGCGGUGGGGAUUCGGGGGCUCAGUUUAGGCAUCAUUCUACGGGCCAUAGGCAUGGGGACAUUACGGGGGAUUUGGAUAGGGAUCUUGGGUUGGAUGAGGGGUUUUAGGGGUGUGUAAUCUUUCUGAGUAGUGAUUUUUGAUUCUUGUGAUUCUGAUUUUAAUUUCGUGUAUCUACUUUGGAUAUGAUUCACACAACACAGGAUGUGUAUAUAAUUUGGGACUAUGGCAUGGAUAUGGAUGGGCACAGGCUAUGGAUUCGAAGCAUUAGCAUAUCCAAAUUUGAAUGAUUUUUCA